Mytilus californianus (California mussel) is the source of this 1447-nucleotide messenger RNA. RefSeq names its product DCN1-like protein 5. Bases 40 to 867 code for a protein of 275 amino acids. Gene Ontology annotation, cellular component: ubiquitin ligase complex. Gene Ontology annotation, molecular function: cullin family protein binding; ubiquitin-like protein binding; ubiquitin conjugating enzyme binding. NCBI's taxonomy places the organism in Eukaryota, Metazoa, Mollusca, Bivalvia, Mytilida, Mytilidae. The record is from RefSeq and is a predicted model, not a curated record. Gene Ontology annotation, biological process: protein neddylation; positive regulation of ubiquitin-protein transferase activity. The transcript is spliced from 10 exons.
UUCUACCAAUUUUGCAUCACAGUUAUAGAUGUGGUAUGUAUGCAUGAUUUAAACGUUGAAGAAGAGGACGAAUCAGAAGGUCAUUUAUUCAGUCAGUUGAAUACUUUGCACAUUCAAGAAGGAUCAACUUGUCACACACACUGUGUAAAUGUAAAUUAUUUUAAUAUGCCUAUAAGAAGAAAAAGAUCCUCACCUACUUUUGAUGACCCCAGAUCAAAGAAAGCUAAAGUUUCAUCUUCUUGGAGCAGACGUGACCAAAGAGUCCAGGAUACAGAUAAUAUGUUCAGUACUAAAAGAUGUAUAGCAUGGUUCCAUGAAUAUACAAGUGAUGAUGAAGAUACCUUGGGUCCAGAAGGAAUGGAAAAGUUUUGUGAAGACAUUGGUGUAGAACCAGAAAAUAUUGUUAUGUUGGUUUUAGCAUGGAAAUUAGAAGCCAAAUCAAUGGGUUUCUUCACUAAGGCAGAAUGGUUAAAGGGAAUGACAGACUUACAGUGUGAUUCUGUGAGAAAACUACAGUUAAGAUUAGACUACCUCAGAACAUUAUUGGAUGAUCCAGCUACUUUUAAAAAUAUUUACAGAUUUGCAUUUGAUUUUGCAAGAGAUAAAGACCAACGAAGUAUGGAUAUAGAAACAGCCAAAGCUAUGUUAGCAUUAGUAUUAGGUAAACAUUGGCCGUUGUUUGGAUCGUUCCAUCAAUUUUUAGAGCAAUCGAAAUAUAAAGUAAUAAAUAAAGACCAAUGGUGCAAUAUACUAGAGUUCAGUCGACUUGUUAAUGUUGAUUUAUCGAAUUACGAUGAAGAUGGAGCAUGGCCAGUUUUAUUAGAUGAAUUUGUUGAAUGGAUGAAAGAACACAGAAUGGUUAGCUGAAACAGUGAACUGUAAAAUCCAGGAGCUUCCAUUAAUUGGUCACAUGGUAAUCACAUGAUCCCCAUGUGAUGGGCAGAAAAUUACAAUAACAUAUGGAAGAUUUGUGUCUUAAAACUUAGCCAUAUAGAAGGAGUAGAAAAAUAUAUUUAACAACAAAUAUUUAUUACAUUAUUAUUAUAUUAUCUUGAUCUUACCAACAUAUGCAAACUUUCUUACAAAUCAAAAAAAAAUCAGAUCCUCAAUUAUUUUACUGGUAUUUCAACAUUCUUUGUGUACAUACAUAAUGAUAGACGAAUUACUUUUAUCCAUUUAUAAGAAACAGAGGCUAUAUUGUGAUACUGUUAAUGAAUGAAAGAAUAAGGAAAGAUUAUAUCCUGAAAACAAUGACAAACUUAUGAAACAAUGUACGUUAAUGGUAUGUAGAUGUUUCCUGGUUUAUAAUAUGUGUUAUGUAAUAUACUCCCAAAAUUGUAAACUAAGUAUAUUUUAGUGAACGCUGACCUCUGAUGUUAAUUCUUGUUUCCAUCCAGUGUUUUUUAAUUACAAUUAUUUUAAGGCUGUUUUAAAGACAAAUGGGAAA